GAGCCGAGCCGAGCCGCGCCGAGCGGAGUCGCGCCGAGCGGAGUCGCGCCGAGCCAAAUGGAGUGGCGCCGAGCCCCGCCGAGCUGAGCCGAGCCGCGCCGAGCCGAGCCGAGCCGAGCCGAGCCGAGCCGAGCCGAGCCGAGCCGAGCCGAGCCGAGCAUACGCGAGGGAGCCAAACCAGGCAGUGGAGUUCUUUUCCCGGCCCUCAGGCGAGGAAGGCACCUGGAGGGGCGGCGCGGCGCCCAGAGGGGUGGGAGGACUGUUGUUUCCUGUGCUCUGUCAGUGAGCAAGUACACAAGAAGCUGGAAGGGAGCCCAGCCAGGACAGCUGACCUGAACUGGUCGAAGGGAUCUUCCACACCAUAGAACAUCAUGCCCAGUAUAUAAACUGAGGGAAGUUGUGCAGGAGCUGCAGAUCUGUCGCUGGCCAUUGGGUGGGAAAUGAAGCCUUUCAGAGAGGCUUUCAAGAGGAAGAGCUAAUAAAUUGCUCUGAAGUUGAUACAAGCUUCUCUGGGAAAAAGAGCAGGGCCUGGAAAGCUUCUGAUAGAGAGCAGCUGUUUUCAGAUACUUGUAUUAAAUCUCAGACGUGCUUUCCUGCCAGCUGCUGCACUGCAGAAGAUUAGCAGACAUGUCCAUAGCACUGAAGCAAGUCUUUAAUAAAGAUAAGACUUUCCGCCCAAAACGCAAGUUUGAACCUGGAACCCAGAGGUUUGAACUUCACAAACGAGCACAAGCAUCUCUCAACUCAGGCGUGGACUUGAAAGCAGCUGUGCAGCUGCCCAGUGGAGAAGAUCAGAAUGACUGGGUGGCUGUUCAUGUUGUUGACUUCUUCAAUAGGAUCAACCUCAUUUAUGGAACCAUCUGUGAGUUCUGCACGGAGAGGACGUGCCCGGUGAUGUCUGGAGGCCCCAAGUAUGAGUACCGGUGGCAGGAUGACUUGAAGUACAAGAAGCCCACAGCAUUGCCAGCGCCCCAAUAUAUGAAUCUUCUCAUGGACUGGAUCGAGGUGCAAAUCAACAAUGAGGAUAUAUUUCCUACAAGUGUAGGUGUUCCCUUUCCAAAGAACUUCCUCCAGAUCUGCAAGAAGAUACUCUGUCGGCUUUUUCGGGUGUUCGUUCAUGUCUACAUCCAUCACUUCGACCGUAUCAUCCUUAUGGGGGCUGAGGCCCACGUCAACACCUGCUACAAGCAUUUUUAUUAUUUUGUGACAGAGCUCAACCUCAUAGACCGCAAAGAGCUAGAGCCUUUGAAAGAGAUGACAACCAGGAUGUGUCACUAAAAACUAACCACUGAAGAAAAGCAAAGUCUAAUUUCCUUCCUACUGCAGAGUUCAAGAACAUGACAGCUCUCAUGGACAUUGUUAAUCCCUGAAAGCAGGAAAGUUGGGAGCCACAGUUACUGUCACAACUGCUUCUCUCCAGUGUCAAUGUUGUUACCCCUAAAUAUGCUGCUAGGAACCUCAUCUGAGCAACAUGGAAUACUGAGAAACAGAGGAAUCAUAUCAGUUCUAGCUCCUUUAUCAGGGAUAAGAACCUCUUCAUCCAUAAACAAUAGCAGACAGUGCCCCUGCUGCUAAAGCUUUACUGAAAUUCAGGUCUCUGGGCUGACCUCCAGAGUAGUUGUUUUGAAAUGAAAUCUGCAACCUUGCUUUCUUUUUCUUUUGUUUCUUGGUAUGUGCUUUCUUUCCUAACUGCAACAGACUAUUAACAGGUUCUGGAAUCAAAUAAGACCUAGCCUUUAAUGCCUCCUACCCCACUCCAGGCCACCCAAGGCUUGGCCACCAUUCCCAAAUGGCAGCAAGCCUUGUGUUUCCGGGAGGACAGCCACGUCCUUCAGCUGAACAGGCAGUUUAUGCUUCAUUGUGACUCAUAAUUUAAUGACAAUGGAAGGCUUUCUGAUCUCAACUACAUGAGCAGGGAUCCAAAUAUAGCUCUGCAGUGCUGGAGUAUUUUCCUUGAAUUAAUGCUGUGACUGACAUCAAAUGUUUUCAGUAUCUCUAUAUUACAUAAAAAAUCAGCUACAGUCAUAAUUUUCCUGAACUAUACCGAAGUACACCAAUCUGUCUUGUAAUUUCAUUUCCUUCUAUCCCCCUGGAAAAAGGAUUGCUCUCAGUCAUCCUAAAAUUUCAUCUUUUCUGAGAAAAUAAAUUUAAUUUGAAUUUCAGGAAGAUACAAUAAAGAUGAGUAGUAAAAAAGAUUAGAUCAGGAGGGACUAAUUGAAGGUCUCUGUUGCAGCUUAACAGUGCCCAGCAAUGUGACUUGCUUUUUACACUGGGCUAACACAAUAUUUUUUUCUAUAACUUAAUCCAAGUUAAUUAACAGGUGUAUGAACAAUCUGGAAGGAUCCAUUACAGAAAAUCAAGUCUUCUACACCAAAUAUACCCUGAGGAGGCUUUCUUCUGAAAAAAAGAAAAUUUAAAAAUGAAAGUGGUACUUAACAGAGGUAUCACAAGAGAAAUACUUCUGAAUGAAUGGGAAUCAAGUGGAGCACAUCUAUAUAUUCUGUGCCUUGUAAUGAGUUUUGCACAUUUGUGUUAUUGUGAAAAGUUACUUUUUCCUGAAUAUGUGCUUAACCUUGUUGCUGCCUUCUCCUCAAAUAAGUUUAGGUAUGUUUACAUCUUCUGAGACAGAAGAAAAUCUCAUGGAGUUCCAGUGAUUGGAACAUUUGAAAUAGAGGGGUAGCAGACACUAAAGAAUAACAGCAAGUAUUUUCUAGCUCAAUGUUGUAGCACAUUUUGAUUUACUUGCCUGCUUGCUUAAAUCAUGUCUUGUAAAAUGUCACUGAUUACAUUCUUGCUGGAAAAAAGUGCUUUUGUCUGUGAACAUUGGGUGUGUACCUAUGAUGGGGGCUUUUCUGCAUCUCUACACAAGCAGCAUUAUGAUUUGUUUUCAAGGGGACAGACCUAAGUGUUCCUACCUCCUUUGGUAGUCCUUGCAAUCAGGUUAAUUCUUUGGGGAUUUGAACACAGAUGAUUUCUGUUCUGCUGGCACUUCUGCAGGAUAUAACUAACUUCUGGAAUUCAUUGCCACAGAUGCACCUGAGCUUGUCUCAUUUUAAAGAUGAAAAAUAUAAAUUCUUUGGCAUGGUUCACAUAACUGGCGACCUGGAAUUACAAUUCCAACCGCUUAUAAAGGGUUUCUUGAAUUCCUCCAAAGUGCCUGGGCUGUGGCACUGUUUGAGAUGGAGUUGGUGCAGUGCACUUGAAUUCUACUGCCACCGUGGACAGUUGCCAUGUGGUGUUCUCAGUAUGGACAGCACUGUAUUUGAAAGAUUAACAUAAAGAUGCAAAGGUGUGGAAUUUUGUGCAUAAAGAUCAAAGUCACUACACAAAUAGAAAAACAUGGGGUUUUAUGCAUAAUUUAGUCUUCAUUUUAUUACAAUACUUACCACACACUGUUUUGAGACUAUUCACUGCAGCUCAGUCUGAAGAUUAGGCAAAAUUUUUUGUUACCUUCUUGUGAAUGCAAAACUUACCAGUUAGAGUGAUUCCCUUUUCUUUUAAACUGUUUUUUUCCUCAGAAACCCAUAUGUUUCAUUUUCUAGUAUGGCAUACUGUAUAGGGCAAAAGAGUGAAAUGCACAGUUGAACCCUAGAGGAUUUGUGUAUGAGCUUGCCAAAAUCCUUGUAAUGGUAAAAGCCUGCUAUUACACAGGAGAUGAACUAGCUGCAAAGGAGAGAAAAGGGUACUUGUUCUGGUUGCUCAUUCUGCUAGGAAGAACAUGGAGUUUCUUUCCUCCACAUGACAAGGUAUGGCCUUCUGCUGAGUAUCUCCCAACAGGUACUCUUGCUUCUGCAGCACAGCUAUUCAGUCACCACCUGGCCAUUACACACUACAGGCCAUUUCUCCUCUUCCACUCCGUGAUAGCUGGUAAGCAAAUAUGAAUGUUUGGAAUGUGGCAUCACUGUGUAAAAGUAUCAUUUUACCCCUUCCCAUAGAGAGAGAAAGGCAGAUUCCUCUUGAAUCUUGUGAUCAAGGAUUCCAGCUUAAUCAGUAAUUUGCUCAGAGCCACAAAUAGACAGAAUCCUGUUUUGCUUGUUAAUGUUUUUUGUACUUGAUCUUAUUAUUAUGUAUGUUUCUAAUAAUGCCCACAUUCCAUAUUGUUCUGGGAUCGGAAAAGGUGGGGGGAGGAGAGGGAGAAAAGAGGCUAUUGUUUGGAUUUUUUUUUGUUUUGUUGUGGUUUUUUUAAUCACUUUUCUAGUUUUUCAGUCAGGUUUUGUUUUUUUUUUUACCUAACUUUUUUUCACUGAUAUUUAUCUUUAAAGAUGCUGUUGUGUUAAGCUUCAAGGCACUUUUUAGUGCCUUUAUAGAGGAAUCAUUUCAACUGACUGAAACUCAGCAUUACUCUGAAGUAAUGAAAGGCUGUGAAAGGUUCCUUUGACACCAAACUUGACUUUAGCGGUUAAAGACUUAAAAGCUUUCAUUGAUUGUCUGUGUAAUAAGAGAUUUUGUAAUGAACUUCUGUUUUAUGUGAACAUAGAUUAGUGACAAUUGUAAUAUGAAACAAAUCUGAACAUAAUUUCCCUUAGGCUUUAUGAACAAUGGAGUCCCAAGGUCUUUUGAAGGGUGUGGAUUUUUCACUAAUCCCCAACAGCAAAACAACAGCAAAAUUGAUGAUUUCUACCAGAUUUGAGAGAAGCUGAAGACUUACAAAACUCACUAGUUUUCUCCAAGAGCUCAGGCCCUAAAGCAGCAAAACUAACAUCAGGCAAGUUAUUUGAUUCUCCUGAUGAAUGUAUUCAUUAAGAACAAGGCAGGGAAAGAGGAGGAAAACAGAUAACAUGUAACUUUAUGGAGACCUACAGACAACAACUCAAGAUAUGCAGAAACUUAAUAGGUGAACAUUGUUCUUGGUAAUCACAAAUUCCUUAUCUGUGAAGAGGAUACAGAGAAUGAUACUCUUCAUAGUUGGGAAGCCGCUCUUGUCAGGUCUCUAUUAAAACAGACUAAAAGGAUCUUUGAGCACCUUGGGUUAGAUAAAUUACACAUUUUGGAGCCCUCUCACAAAAAGCUAAUGCUUCCUGUCACUUUUCAGCUUCUCUGCAUGUUGUUGAGGCUUCUCAUUUUCUGGGUGGGAGCCCUUGGAGCCAGCCUUUCAGUAUGCCUUUUGCUUCCCCAAGGACAGUGCUGUUACAAAAAGUAGCUGUCUCGCUUCCCUCUGCAGAAGGGCUACCUCUGACCUACGCCCUCUGAAGAGAGAACAUCAAGGGCUGCCUGUUUAUCAUCUCUUCAGAAGAACAAAAGCAAGAGAGCAGGAGGUGCCUGGAAGACAGCAAAACAGGAGUCACUGCAUGUAAAAUAAAAAUAUGAUUUCUAUAGUAAAGCAUACUCGAUGGGCUUUAGAAAGGGGAUAAUACUGGGGCACCCAGUAUAGACAAGUGGUCAGUAUUUAGACAUUUUUUCCUAUAUAUUGGAAGAAAUUUUUAAUAAAAGACAUUUUUAAUAAUUAUGGAAACUGUUCCAAAGGUCAAGGAAGCCAAAUCAACACUAAGAACAUGGUGAUGGUGCACAUUUAAAUAAAAAGUUAUCAAAGUUGAUUUUUUUAAUGUGUUUUAUGCUAAAUAGGCAGUGAUUUCCAAGGUUUAGCUGAAUAUAUUAGAACUUUUAAAAGCAGUUUCUGUUCUAUGUUUUAAUAAGUUUAAAGACAGAUGUAAUUAAUAUAAUUAAAAGUUAUAAUAAUUUUAUCCUAGGCAAAUAUAUAUAUAUUACUUUUCCAGUCUAAUACAUGUGUGUCUGUAUGUGCAUGUGUGCAUAUAUAUACAUUUGUAUAUCUGUGUGUAUGUGUGUUUGGGGAUAUGGAUGUGGAAUCAUCAGCACAUGCACGUGUACACUCCCUGCUCUUUCUCAUAAAAUACUUUUUUUAAAAAUUUUGGUAAUUUUUAAGGGGAAUGCAUCUUUCAGAGAAAUAAGUGGUUGAUUCCUCUUCUUCCUCCAUGCAUCAGCUCUGUUUGGUGUGUUAAUUUUUUUAAUGAUUUGUCAUGUUUGUCUCUUUCUUAGUUCUGUUUGUUAUUAAAUAAUUGUUCAAGUGUAAGGGAAGAAAGACUGACAUUAACUGUUGUAGUCAUUAAAAGAAAAGAAAAGUUUACUUUCCAAACCAGGCAUAAUGGAUGAAGCAAUGAAAUACAAAUAUAAAUAAAAUUAACAUAACAAUGCAGAAAUGUUGUGAAAAUGUUAUUUGGUAU
This is a messenger RNA of Oenanthe melanoleuca, 6179 nucleotides long. RefSeq names its product MOB kinase activator 3B. The record is from RefSeq and is a predicted model, not a curated record. The transcript is spliced from 5 exons. Gene Ontology annotation, cellular component: nucleus; cytoplasm. Gene Ontology annotation, molecular function: protein kinase activator activity. Gene Ontology annotation, biological process: signal transduction; positive regulation of protein phosphorylation. NCBI's taxonomy places the organism in Eukaryota, Metazoa, Chordata, Aves, Passeriformes, Muscicapidae. The coding region runs from base 628 to 1278 and encodes 216 amino acids.